This is a messenger RNA of Ostrinia nubilalis (European corn borer), 2460 nucleotides long. RefSeq names its product protein CLP1 homolog (gene cbc). The transcript is spliced from 9 exons. The record is from RefSeq and is a predicted model, not a curated record. Bases 162 to 1424 code for a protein of 420 amino acids. Gene Ontology annotation, molecular function: polynucleotide 5'-hydroxyl-kinase activity. Gene Ontology annotation, cellular component: mRNA cleavage factor complex; nucleus. Gene Ontology annotation, biological process: tRNA splicing, via endonucleolytic cleavage and ligation. NCBI's taxonomy places the organism in Eukaryota, Metazoa, Arthropoda, Insecta, Lepidoptera, Crambidae.
GUCUGUCAUCUGCGAUUAUUGUGUAUGUUUUUGGUUUCGUGGUUUUUUUCGUUUGUUUCCAGAAAAUAAUCAGUUCUAUUGUGCAGUUGUGUUCUUCCACUUGACGAUAACGUUUUAUUGAUUAAUUGUUUAUAGUUUUCUUUCCUAAUAACUCCUACAUAAUGACUGAAGUGCAGUUGCAAGAAUUCAAAUUGGACCCAGACUCAGAGCUACGUUUUGAGGUUGAAUCAAAGAAUGAAAAAGUAGUUUUAGAAGUUAAGAGUGGGUAUGCAGAGUUAUUUGGUACGGAGCUGGUGAAAGGGAAGCCUUACGAGUUCCACACGGGGGCGAAGGUAGCCGUGUUCACGUGGCACGGCUGCACGGUGGAGCUCCGGGGGCGCACUGAAGUCAGUUACGUGGCGAAAGAAACUCCUAUGGUUGUCUACUUAAAUGUGCACGCAGCACUUGAGCAACAGAGGGUAGCGGCGGAACAAGAAAACACACGCGGCCCCGUGACCAUGGUGGUGGGUCCCGGAGACGUGGGAAAGUCCACGCUGACGCGGAUCCUGCUCAACUACGCCGUGCGGAUGGGUCGGAGGCCUAUAUUUGUUGAUUUGGAUGUUGGUCAAGGAAACAUUAGCAUCCCAGGAACUAUAGGUGCAAUGCUGGUAGAAAGGCCUGCGUCUAUCGAAGAAGGUUUCAGCCAACAGGCACCGCUGGUGUACCACUUUGGCCACAAGUCUCCCGGGGAGAACCUGGAGCUUUACAACACCAUUGUCUCGCGGCUAGCCGAAGUCAUCACCGAAAGGUGUGAAAACAAUAAGAAAGCGGCAACUUCAGGAGUUAUAAUCAAUACAUGUGGCUGGAUUAAGAAUGCCGGUUACAAAGUUCUCACACAUGCAGCGCAAGCUUUUGAGGUUGACGUUAUCCUAGUCCUAGACAAUGAAAGACUGUUCAUUGAAUUGAAGAGAGACAUGCCAAAGUUCGUCAAAGUGGUCUACCUGCCGAAAAGUGGAGGUGUCGUGGAACGGUCAGAUACGCAGCGAGCGGAGAGCCGUGACGCUCGAGUGAGAGAAUACUUCUACGGCAAGCGCACACCCUACUACCCGCAUUCCUUCGACGUCAAGUUCAGCGAUCUCAAGAUAUACAAGGUGGGCGCGCCAUCCCUGCCAACAUCGUGCAUGCCGCUGGGCAUGCGUGCCGAGGACGCGCUGACCAAGCUCGUGGGCGUGCCCGCGGGAGCCGCGCUUGCUCACCGCGUGCUCGCCGUGUCCUUCGCGGCUGCGCCCGAUGAUGACGUAUUACAUACAAACUUAGCUGGCUUCGUGUGCGUCACGGCAGUAGACACGGAGCGGCAGACGCUGACGGUGCUGUCGCCGCAGCCGCGCCCGCUGCCCAACACCAUCCUGCUGCUGUCCGACCUGCAGUACAUGGACAACCACUAGCCGCCGGCGGCGCGCGAGACUCUGUUCACAUUGCCACGCGCGACGUUUUAGGGUGGCCGGUGCCAUGAGCAUAAAGUUAAUAUACCUAGCGGAAUAGAGCAACAGAUAACUGAAACUAAAGCCCGGUCUCCGAACACGUAGAAUUUCGUCCAAAGACCCCUAGUUACCCAUCCCUAUCGCUCGCGCGUAAUUAUAUUGCUGACGCGACUGUGCGACGGGCGCCCGCAGUGAGUGUGCGAGCGCGACAGCAACAUAAUUACGCGCGAGCGAUAAGGGCGGGUAGCUUGGGGUCUUUGGACGAAAUUCUACGUGUUCGGCGACCAGACUAGAGCAGCAACACUGUGUGAUAAAAAGAGAUGCGUGAUGUCGUCGCUGUAACGUCAAAGAGAACCGUUUUUUGAAACUAUUUGACAGUUCGGAGGCACUUAUUGGCACACUGAAAAUUUGAGCUCUUGAGAUAUUUUCAGAUACUACGUUAGUAAAAUCGUGGAGGUUUACGAGAAAUAGUGCUUCAAAAACGUGGUGACUGGUUCAGUGAUUGAUUUAUUGUACAAAAAAGUGAAUAAUAAUCCUGACACUGACACACAAAUGAUAUCCAGUGUCAUCCAAAAUCUUUUUCGUUUGACAGCUCGUAGUUGCUUUAUUCCGAAGGAAUAUUAACUUUAUGGCCAUGAGCGACUUUUAUCAAGAUGGCGGCCGGUGUCACACGUGACGUUUAAAUAAGAUGGCGGUCGGCGCGUGUUUAUAAACUCGCGCGCACCGCAUAUUGUAAACGCUAUAAGACUUAAAUAAAGGAAAUUUUACAGGAUAACACUAUUGUUAUUUAUAUUUCUUGCUAAAAUACAUAGUAUUUUUUUAUAUUAACUAAGCAGCAAAUAUAAAUCAUCAUAAAAUUGUUUUUCCAGUAAUAUUUACUUGUAGUUAGCUCCUAAGAAAUUAAUUUGUACCUUGAUAGAGGUACCGCAUCUCAAAGACACUGUAAAUAUUUACUAAGAUAAUGUUAUUAGGAAUUUGAAUAAAUGUUUUCUACAAAAUA